Molecule: messenger RNA, 442 nt
Organism: Diachasmimorpha longicaudata
Lineage: Eukaryota; Metazoa; Arthropoda; Insecta; Hymenoptera; Braconidae
Exons: 3
Coding region: 137-391 (84 amino acids)
Source: RefSeq, a predicted model, not a curated record
GCCGGUUUUCGUUGAACCUCCCGUGAAGGUUUGGCUGGCGCCCAAUAAAAGAGCGAUAGAGACGGCUCUAGAACGUUUGGAAUUUUCGCUGGGCGAAAGCCCCAGCAAAAUCUCCUGACAUUUCAUACAAUCGAGGAUGCCUAAUGUGUGUGCUGUCAGUGGGUGCACUUCGGGCUCUAAACAGAAUCCGGAGAAAUUUCAUUAUUUCACUGCACCAAAGGAUGUGAUGAAUCAGUGGAAAACUGCGACAAAACGAGAUGAUUUAGAUGGUGGCAGUUCCAGAAAAGUAAUUUGUGAGAGACAUUUUUUACCGGAACAAAUUACUUUCCAACGCAAAUUGAUUGGACCUGAUGGAACAGUUUUGGUCCACGUACAGCAAGCCAAGACUUGAACCAAGGACAAUUCCAUCGAUAUUCCCCUGGACAGAAGGAUGGACUUCCAC